CAGCCACCAUGCCUGCCCUCAGGCCUCUCGUGAAGCCUAAGAUCGUCAAGAAGAGAACCAAGAAGUUCAUCCGGCACCAGUCCGACCGCUAUGUCAAGAUCAAGCGCAACUGGCGCAAACCCAGAGGCAUCGACAACAGAGUGCGCCGGCGCUUCAAGGGGCAGAUCCUGAUGCCCAACAUUGGCUAUGGCAGCAAUAAGAAGACAAAACACAUGCUGCCCACAGGCUUCAGAAAGUUCCUGGUCCACAAUGUGAAAGAGCUGGAAGUGCUGAUGAUGAGCAACAAGUCGUACUGUGCAGAGAUUGCCCACAACGUGUCCUCGAAGAACAGGAAGGUCAUUGUGGAGAGAGCCGCACAGCUCGCCAUCAAGAUCACCAACCCCAACGCCAGACUGCGCAGCGAGGAGAACGAGUAGCAGCCUCUGCAGCACAGGUGUAUUUAAUAAAGUGUCAGUCCAA
This is a messenger RNA of Cyanistes caeruleus (blue tit), 459 nucleotides long. The record is from RefSeq and is a predicted model, not a curated record. NCBI's taxonomy places the organism in Eukaryota, Metazoa, Chordata, Aves, Passeriformes, Paridae.